AUGGGCAAAGAACAACUGAAAUAUAACAAAAACCUGGGCAAAAUUAAGCUCGCAAGCCAUUCUUUCACCUGUCAUUUGUGCUCGCAAGAGUGCAGCACAUUGUAUAACCUUCAGCAACACGUUCAGGCACAAGACAUAACAACCUCUUCAGAUUCUUUGACUGAAAACGUGCCCAACCUCAACAUUACAAGCAUUCCUGAUUCAGAAAGAGAAUUUAAUGUAGUUGAAGAUAGUCAAGAAGCAUUGUUUCAAGCUGAUAUUUUGGCCAUGAUUGAAGAAGAACAAGAAGAAGCUAUGGGAGAGAAUAUUUCUUCUCUUAGAGAAAGAAUCUUUAACAUGGCAUCAUUGACAAUUAACAGUAACAUGGAAUCAGAUCUCCCUACCUUGGCUUUCGAAGAUUGUCAGUCUCUCUUGGAUUUUUCUGCUGCUUCUGGUGAAUGGAAUCGAAGCAUGCCCCCUUUCUUUCCUUUUCAAAAUCUACAGACCUUAGUUUUGCAAGCCUUUGUUGACGGGGACAACAGUAUGAUCUCGGUUUCCAUGCUUACAAAGAUCAUGUAUACCAUCAAUUUGUUGUUUGAGUUGAAGAAGAGAGCAGACGAGGAUAAAGCAGAAUUUAAGCUGCCAAAGGUUGGGACUCUGCUUAAUUAUCAACAUAAUAAGUUCAAUAAGAUUUCUCUGUUCCCUACAACUGUUAAGAAAGUUACAAUCAAAGCAACUUCUAAUUUGGGUUCAGGAAUUACUGGCCAAGUAAAGACUGCAGACUGCCACUUUAACUUUCCUUCCGACCACUUGCGUUUUCUUUUGGCAAACCCUCAAAAAGCACUGUAUCUUUCAGCUCUUCCAGAUUACACUGAAAAUCAGUGUCUUUCUGUCCAACAAGAUGAAAAAUGGAAAAGAGACCCUUUUUUUCAACAUCCUUUUGUUCAAACAAAUGGCAAAGACUUUUGGAUUGGAGAUGUAGGGCGUGUUAUCUGGUUUUACCUGAAAGACAGCAUUGCUCUCUUUGAUGGUUACCUUGUUGAACAGGGCUCUGACAGUGAAGGCUACCCCUUACAUGAGAUACAAAGUUUUUUUGUCCCAUAUGAAGUUAAAUGUCUGGAUUCUGCUUGGCUCCCCCCAAUAUUCUUUAGCCAUCCCAAGAAUUGGUUUUCCUCUGGUGAAACAUCAUUGAAUCCAAUGCACAAUGGCCUGUUGUUCAAAAGCCAUUCUCUGAAAAAGCCAAUAUUCAACAGUGCCAACCAAUUUGUUCGAUUUCAAAAGGCCAUUGUCGCCCCACUUGCCUUAUUUUCUGACAAUACCUCUGGAAAUCUGACAAAAACACAUGGCAUAUAUGACAGUGUGCUGGUCAACUUCCCUGUGAUGCCAUACCACAUGAGGAACAGGCGCAAGAACAACUUUUUUGUCACAGCUGUUUCCCAGCAAGCUGGAUUCAAGUUGACUCAAUUGAUACCUGUUCUUGCUGUAGACCUGAAGUCCUUGGAAAACAGUAUUGAGAUGUACUCGUUGACAUAUAACGAGGCUGUCACUGUCUGUGCUCCAUUGCUCUUCAUUACAACUGACAAUGCCCACCAUGCCAAACUUGUUGGUUUGAAGCAUGCGACAUCUAAUUUCCCAUGUAGAAGGUGCUACCAUCGCAGUUUAACAAGAUUCAGUUUCGAUGACUUCGACUCUGAUCAUCUGGUUUGCCAUUGUCAAAGAAAAACAAAGGAACAUUACAGAAUUGCAGCCACUGACUCAACACGUAAAGAGAAGGCAAUUCCUAGUGUAUUACCAAACAUUGACGAUCUUUACUUGCGAAUGGAAAAGUCUAUGGAUAAGACGUCUAUUCUUACUGAUCUUGGAUAUAGUCAUACCAGUGCCAAAGACCUACUCUGUUUGCAGUCUUUUGAUCCUGCUCUUGAUAUACCUGUAGAGAUUUUACAUACUGUGGCUCUUGGAGUAUGUAAAUAUCUUGUUAAUCAUUUGUUCAAGGAGGUCCUAAAGGGAAACACUGCUUUACAAGUAAAGUUAUCCAAUUUGCUGGAGCAAGAAAAAGGCUCUAGGGACUUUACAAGGACUUUCAGAAAUAAGCUUAGACAUAGUGGAUCUUACCUUGGCAAGGAGUUUAAGAUUUUGAUGCAAGUCCUGCCAGCUAUUCUCAAUGCUGAAUUUGCAAACGACAUAGAAGUUAGUAUGAUUGCUAAGCCUUUCACAGAACUUGACAUUCUAUCAUCUCUUUUAUUUGUUCAAGAAGUCAACUCUGAUUUUGAUCAAUAUCUCAGCAAUGCCGAUAAUACUGCUCAUCAUCUUGUCAAGUCUUUGUACGAAUAUGAUGUAUAUGCCAAUACCAAGUUCAGCUUGACCCUGAAGACGCACCUUCUGCUACACUUGAAGGAAGAUAUCAAGAGGUUUGGUUGUGCUCUCUACUUUGAGACCGAAAAGGGUGAACAAUUCAACAAUUUCAUCCGGACUCAUUUGGUAUACUCCAACCAUCGUGCUGAUAACAGGGAUCUUAUAUUCAAGUUUGGAAAGCAAGAUAUGCUUAGACACAUUGCCAGUGGAAGUUUAUGGAUCGAUAGAACUACAGAUACUCAAGUAAAGAGUGGAUCCGGUAUUUCUGCCUUUCUUCAAGAUCAAGGAAUUAAAUUUUCCAACAACUACUUUGGCAAAUACCAGGAAUUCGUGGACAGCAACCACAUAAAGACAAAGAUUGUUACUGGUGUCUCAGUUGUAUUUUCCUAUAAAGAUAAUGUUAGCAGACUGUUUGUUGGAAAGGUUGUGGAAAGUAAUAGUGCUUUGUGCAUUCAGCAUUACCAGCUUUUCUCACCCAACCUGAAUUUGGCAACAGUUGGCUACCAACCAAGUGAACAUUACUGGAAUCUGGAAGCUGUCAAAAUCGAAUGCAUGUUACAUCUGACUUCAGAUGUUCACCUUUCUCGCAUCAAUCUCCUCAAGUUUGGAUCUUAUCACUUCUUUUGCAAAAAUUACUUCCGUUUUUUUGCUUUAAAUGAAUAA
Messenger RNA from Phycomyces blakesleeanus NRRL 1555(-), 2994 nucleotides. RefSeq lists its product as hypothetical. The record is from RefSeq and is a predicted model, not a curated record. Bases 1 to 2994 code for a protein of 997 amino acids. NCBI's taxonomy places the organism in Eukaryota, Fungi, Mucoromycota, Mucoromycetes, Mucorales, Phycomycetaceae. The transcript has 2 exons.